Bacillus rossius redtenbacheri is the source of this 2397-nucleotide messenger RNA. RefSeq names its product RAD50-interacting protein 1 (gene Rint1). The transcript is spliced from 12 exons. Bases 107 to 2287 code for a protein of 726 amino acids. Gene Ontology annotation, biological process: retrograde vesicle-mediated transport, Golgi to endoplasmic reticulum; endoplasmic reticulum to Golgi vesicle-mediated transport; regulation of ER to Golgi vesicle-mediated transport. Gene Ontology annotation, cellular component: Dsl1/NZR complex. Lineage: Eukaryota; Metazoa; Arthropoda; Insecta; Phasmatodea; Bacillidae. The record is from RefSeq and is a predicted model, not a curated record.
AAAUCAAAGAAAACAUUAUAGUUGUUUUGUUUACAAAAUAUAGUUGUUGUAGGUUAGGGUUAAGUUACGUUAUUUUCGUGUUGCUGUACUUUUGCAGUUCGUGGUAAUGGAAAGUCAAGUGAGCUUGGAUUUGAGAAAGAAAGUAAUUCAAGAAUUAAAUGAUGAAUUAGGCAGUGACAUUAAAAAUAUGGAAAAAUGUCGAGAAUUGUGCAAGAAAUUACAGGAAGAGAAAGAAGCCAUUGAGAAAUCGCUGUCGCUGGCGAGCAGCGAGGUGCCCUCCAAGGUGCGCGCAGCGGUGCGGGAGGUGGAGGAGGUGAGCGCGGAGGUGGCGCGGCUGGAUGGGCAGCUGCGGUCCGUGGGCGGCGCGGUGCACUGCUACCUGCGCGGGGUGGAGGCGGCGGCGAGCGACGUGCAGGGUUACGUGGAUCGCGUGGCGCAGCUCGAGCGCUGCCGGGCCUACCUGCUGCGUGUCAGGGCCGUCGAGGACUUCAGUGCGCAGAUGGAGGAGGCGCUGGCGGAGGACGACGCGCGCUGCGUGCAGGCGUACGAGUCCCUGUGCGUGCUCGGCCGGCAGCUGCGCGGCUCAUGCUGCCAGCACCUGCUCGCCUACCUCUCCGCCACCACGCGCUUCUGGCACUCCGUGCUCAAGGAGCGCCUCUCCGCGCAGUACGAGGAGGUGCAGAGGGCGGUGCGCUGGCCCUUCGUGGGGGGCAGCGUGCUGGCCGCCCCCGCCCCGGAGUCCCUGCACAGGCUGCAGCGGCUCACCGAGCUCUUGCUGCGCAUACAACUGCCGGACCCCGCGGGGGCGGAGCCCGCGGUGGCGUCCAGCCUGCUGACGGACACGGGGCCCCUCACGCUGCCCCUCGCGCUGCUGCUGCGGCCGCUCAGGAAGAGGUUCCUGUACCACUUCCACGGCUCGAGGCAGACGAACCGGGCGGACAGGCCGGAGUGGUACCUGACGCAGGUGCUGGCGUGGCUGCGCGACCACGAGCGCUUCGUGGGCCGCUGGGUGCAGCCGGCGCUGGACUCCCUGGGGCUGCAGCACGUGUGUGCCAAGGCGGAGCUGGCGCGCGGCCUGGUGGGGCUGGUGCUGGAGAAGCUGCACACUGACCUGCCCUCGCUCAUGGCGGACGACGCCCUCUUCUCGCACCUGGUGGACGAGCUGCUGGGCUUCGACCAGGAGCUGCGGCGCGGCCACGCCUUCCCCGCCGCGCAGCCCGGCGUGCUGGCCGUGCUCACCCAGGCGCACGUCUUCCUCAAGUGGAUCCACAUGGAGAAGAAGUACGCGGGGGAGAAGAUGGACGCCAUGCUGGAGUCGGAGACGGCCUGGCUGCCGCUGGGCACGGCCGAGCUGGACGAGAUGCGGGUGACCGAGUGCGGGGAGUCGUUCCUCACGCUGCUGCUGACGGUGACGGAGCGCUACGCCGGCCUGCCCCAGCCCGGACACAGGCUGCAGUUCCUGAAGCUGCAGCUGGAGCUGCUGGACGACUACCGAGUGCGACUGCUGCAGCUGCUGCACCAGGAGCCCCCGGAGCCGCUCGCCUCGCGCCUGCCGGCCAUCGCCAACACAGUGCACUACCUGGCCUGCGUGCUGCAGGACUGGGGCUCCCUGCCGCACUUUGCGCAGCUGCAGUACUACCGGCAGCGCCUGGCGGGGGCGGGGGAGGAGCCCCGGGCCGACGGCACGGUGUUCGACGACGCCCUGGCGCUGCUGGAGCGCAUGAAGGACGAGCUGCUGUCCCAGCUGUGCCACAGCGUGGAGACGGACGUGGCGGCCCACAGCCGCGAGUACCGCCGCGACAAGUGGUUCGCGAUGCCGUCGCCGCGGGAGCUGGUGAGCCCGUCCGUGUCGCCCACGGCCUGCCCCAUGCUGCAGACGCUGGCCGCGCGACUCCAGACGCUGCAGGAGAUCCUGUCCGUGCCGCUGUUCGCGCAGGCGUGGCGCCAGGUGGCCGCCCAGCUGUCCCAGUUCAUCCACGAGGAGGUGGUCAUGCAGAACAGCUUCAACGAGGGCGGGGCCAUGCAGCUGCAGUACGACAUGGUGCGCAACCUCUUCCCGCUCUUCGGCCAGUUCACGCACAAGCCGGAGGCGCACUUCCCCGCGGUGAAGGAGAGCUGCGCACUGCUGAACCUGCCGCGCGGCUCCGCGCUGCUGCUGCGCGACGCCCUGGGGCGGGAGGAGGGCUCGGGGCGGGCGGCCGUGCUGGCAGACCUGGGCGUGCUCCACCUGGGCGCUGACCAGGCGCUGGGCGUGCUGGCGCGCCGCACCGACAUGCUGGCGCUCUAGCCGUGCCGCGUGCCGUCUGUCCGAAACGCGUUGCUGCUCUGUUUAUUGUGUUGUCUGUUGAGCCACUUGUGACGGAAAAAUAUUUAUUAAUAAAAAUUACUGUUAUAUCA